This is a messenger RNA of Anopheles marshallii, 2256 nucleotides long. RefSeq names its product calpain-A-like. Lineage: Eukaryota; Metazoa; Arthropoda; Insecta; Diptera; Culicidae. The record is from RefSeq and is a predicted model, not a curated record. Gene Ontology annotation, biological process: proteolysis. The transcript has 6 exons. Gene Ontology annotation, cellular component: cytoplasm. Gene Ontology annotation, molecular function: calcium ion binding; calcium-dependent cysteine-type endopeptidase activity. The coding region runs from base 1 to 2256 and encodes 751 amino acids.
AUGGACGAGUUAAAGGGCCUCCUGAGCGGGGCCGGCAAGCAGCUGUUCGAUGCGGCCGGUCAAGCUAUCACGAGUGCCGCCACCGAGUACAUCGGCAGCGUCAUCAACGAGAUGUUCGUGAAGAAGGAAUCGGACACGAAGCGCUUCCUGCCGAGCAUUAAGAACAUGAAGGUGCUGAAUGAGCGCAGCAAAGGACGACCCAGCGCCGAUGUGCAGGAUUUCUACCAAAUUCGCCAACAGUGCCUCGAGAAUGGUACGCUGUUUGAAGAUCCCGAGUUCCCGGCAGCGUCCUCCUCGCUAAUGUACUCCCAGCGUCCAGACCGGCAUUACGAAUGGCUUCGUCCGCACGAAAUUAGCGACGGGCCAGAGUUUUUCGUGGAAGGGUUUUCACGAUUUGAUGUGCAGCAGGGUGAACUCGGCGAUUGCUGGCUGCUGGCCGCCUGCGCCAAUCUAACCCAGGACCAAAAGAUGUUCCUGCGCGUCGUGCCGGAAGAUAACAGCUUCGAGGACGAGUAUGCUGGCGUGUUUCAUUUCCGCUUCUGGCAGUACGGCAAGUGGGUCGAUGUGGUGAUUGACGACCGUCUGCCAACGUACCGGGGACAGUUGAUCUACAUGCGAUCGUCCGAACACAACGAGUUCUGGAGCGCACUGCUCGAGAAGGCGUACGCCAAACUGCACGGUUCGUACGAAUCGCUGCGCGGUGGCACCACGUGUGAGGCAAUGGAGGACUUUACGGGUGGUGUCGCGGAAAUGUACGACCUGAAGGAUCAAACGCCACCAAAUCUGUACGAGAUCAUUGAGAAGGGCUUUAGGCGCAACUCGAUGUUUGGAUGCAGCAUUGAGGCGGAUCCGAAUGUGCUGGAAGCGGAAACACCGGAAGGUUUGAUACGUGGUCACGCGUAUUCCAUCACAAAGAUUCAGCUGGUGGAUAUUGAAACACCAGGACGGUCGGGCAAGAUUCCCCUGAUCCGGCUUCGAAACCCGUGGGGCAAUGAGGCCGAAUGGAACGGACCGUGGAGUGAUAAGUCGCCCGAAUGGCGCUACAUCCCGGACGAACAGAAGCAGGAGCUUGGGCUGAACUUCGAUCACGACGGAGAGUUCUGGAUGUCUUAUCGAGAUUUUACGCGCUAUUUCGAUCGAAUGGAAAUUUGUAACUUGAGCCCGGACUCGUUGGCCGACGAUGAAUUCACGCGGGGUAAGAUCAGCUGGGAGAUGUCCAUGUUCGAGGGCGAGUGGGCUGUUGGCAGUACGGCGGGUGGUUGCCGCAACUAUCUCGAUACAUUCUGGCACAAUCCUCAGUACAUAAUCCGGCUCGAGGACCCGGACGAGGAUGACGAGGAAGGCAACUGUACGGUGAUUAUAGCGCUGUUGCAAAAGAACCGUCGUGCCCGUCGAAACAUGGGUGUGGAAUGCUUAACGAUCGGGUUCGCUGUGUACCGUGUGACCGAUCGCGAUCUAGCGCAGAAGCCGCUGAAGUUGAACUUCUUCAAGUAUAACGCUUCGGCGGCACGUUCACCCGCGUUUAUCAACCUGCGUGAGGUGAGCUGUCGGUUUAAGCUGCCACCCGGUACGUACGUGAUCGUACCGUCCACGUUCGAACCGAACGAGGAAGGUGAAUUCAUUAUCCGCGUGUUCUCCGAAACUGCCAACGGUAUGAUGGAAAACGAUGAAAACGUCGGCGUUGGUGACAUCGAUGAUCGGAUUGCGCCCGAUGUACCCGGUUACGUUCAACCGUCUCCGCAACGGCAAGCCAUGGAACGUCUGUUUUUGGAUGUUGCCGGUGCGGACGGUGAGGUUGAUUGGGUCGAGCUGAAGCGCAUCCUCGAUCAUUCCUUCCGUGAUGACAACAUCUCCUCGGAGGGCUUCUCGAAGGACGUGUGCCGCGCGAUGGUUGCGAUGUUGGAUGUGGACCACACCGGCAAGCUGGGCUUCGAGGAGUUCCAGCAACUGCUGACCGACAUCGCCAAAUGGAAGGCCGUGUUCAAGCUGUACGAUACCGAGGGUUCCGGUCGGCUGAGCGCGUUCCAGCUGCGCGAGGCCCUCAACUCUGCCGGCUACCAUCUGAACAACCGCAUCCUGAACGCGCUGGUACACCGGUACGGUUCGCGCAGCGGCACGAUACCGUUCGACGAUUUUAUCAUGUGUGCAGUCAAGAUUAAAACAAUGAUCGAAAUCUUCCGCGAGCGCGAUACCGAGGGUUUGAACCAGGCCACAUUCAGCAUGGACGAGUGGGUCGAGAAGACGCUUUACUCUUAA